Messenger RNA from Apodemus sylvaticus (European woodmouse), 751 nucleotides. RefSeq names its product putative mitochondrial import inner membrane translocase subunit Tim8 A-B. Bases 458 to 751 code for a protein of 97 amino acids. The transcript has a single exon. NCBI's taxonomy places the organism in Eukaryota, Metazoa, Chordata, Mammalia, Rodentia, Muridae. The record is from RefSeq and is a predicted model, not a curated record.
GCUUCGCAGUCUAUUAGGACCUGAGCUUUGGCAGACAGUCAGAAGCGUUGACAUCAGUCAGAAAUGCUGAGAAUGGUCUGUAGCCUUCUGUUUCUUCGAAAAGUCCGGUCAAAUUUUAUCUAGGGAAAUUUAAGUCAAUGGGUUUAGGAUAAACCAAAGGUCUCAAAACAUUGCUUCCUUGGUUCAUUGUCUUCUUCAUUCAGCUUGAGUUUGCCUGGCAUUUUAUAAAACCAUCAGCUUGUUCAUGAACGAUUUGGAAAGCCUUAUGGAGUCUAAUAGUGUUAAUCUAAGAGUUACUUUAAAAUCUUUACUAAGGUAAGCAGAGCCAGGCAGAGCAGCCUGCAGACUAAAGGGGUAAAGCUUCCUAGGUGGGCCUGAGGCGGCCAUGACACUUCCGGUUCCUGUUCUCUAGCCAGGACUCCUGGGGGGGGGAACUUCCGGUCCCUGGCUCGCUGGCAUGGAGUCCGCCUGGUCUUCCCUGGGUGGCAGCCUGGGAUCUACAGACCCACAGCUGCAGCGUUUCAUGGAGGUGGAGGUGCAGAAGCAGCGGGCGCAGUUGCUCGUCCACCACAUGACUGAGCUCUGCUGGGAGAAGUGCAUGGACAAGCCCGGGCCCAAGCUGGACGGCCGGGCCGAGCUCUGCUUGGUGAACUGCGUCGAGCGCUUCAUCGAUACGAGCCAGUUUAUCUUGAAUCGACUGGAGCAGACCCAGAAGGCUAGACCAUUCUUCUCAGAAAGACUUUCCUACUGA